GCUCAACCCCAUGUAGACAAAUCAGCUCGCUUGGAGCCGACGCCUCGUGGCCGCACCGCACCGCACCGCAGCGCGCGCGCGCGGUCGAACACCUCGCGCGCAUCCAUGGCCACCCACCUCCUCACUCCUCCCAGCCUCCAACCCACCCUCUCCUCCCCCUCCGCCGCUCGCCUCCGCACCGCCGCAUCUCUCGCGCACCCGCUCCUCCCCUCCCGCCUCCGCCUCGCCACCCCCCGCGCCCGCCCUUUCCCGCGGCGCCGCGCCAUGUCCGCCACGGUCCGCAGCUCCCUCAUCGACCCGGACGGCGGAGCGCUCGUCGAACUCGUCGCCCCGCCCGACCGCCGCGCGGCGCUACGCGCGGAGGCGGAGGCGCUCCCGCGCGUGCGCCUCGCCCCCGUCGACCUCCAGUGGGCGCACGUGCUCGCCGAGGGAUGGGCAAGCCCGCUCCGCGGGUUCAUGAGGGAGGCGGAGUACCUGCAGAGCCUACACUUCAACUGCAUCCGACUCCCCGAUGGAGGCCUCGUCAACAUGUCGCUACCCAUCGUGCUCGCCAUUGGGGACGCCGAGAAGGAGCAGAUCGGGGACAAGCCCGACGUCGCGUUACAAGGGCCGGAAGGUGGUGUCGUCGCAAUCCUGCGCAGAGUUGAAAUAUACCCCCACAAUAAAGAAGAAAGAAUUGCAAGAACAUGGGGCACAACUGCACCUGGUUUACCCUAUGUUGAUGAGGCGAUCACAUCAGCUGGGAACUGGCUAAUUGGUGGUGAUCUGGAGGUGCUGGAACCCAUCAAAUAUAAUGAUGGUCUUGAUCACUACAGACUUUCACCCCGGCAACUUCGGAAUGAGUUUGACAAGCGGGCAGCUGAUGCUGUGUUUGCCUUCCAAUUGAGAAAUCCAGUACACAAUGGGCAUGCACUAUUGAUGAAUGACACUAGAAGGCGUCUCUUGGAAAUGGGCUACAAGAACCCCAUUCUACUGCUACACCCUUUAGGUGGUUUUACGAAAGCAGAUGAUGUCCCACUGCCUGUUAGAAUGGAACAACACAGCAAGGUCUUAGAAGAUGGAGUACUCGAUCCCGAGACUACUAUAGUGUCUAUAUUUCCCUCGCCAAUGCAUUAUGCUGGUCCAACAGAAGUGCAGUGGCAUGCAAAGGCCCGGAUCAAUGCUGGUGCCAAUUUCUACAUAGUAGGCCGUGAUCCUGCUGGGAUGGGACAUCCAACAGAAAAGAGGGAUUUGUACAACCCGGACCAUGGGAAGAAGGUCCUAAGCAUGGCUCCAGGUUUGGAGAAACUCAACAUAUUGCCCUUCAAGGUAGCAGCAUAUGAUACUGUGGCAAAGAAGAUGGCCUUCUUUGAUCCUUCCCGUAGUCAAGAUUUCCUGUUCAUCUCAGGAACCAAGAUGCGUACUUUCGCAAAAAAUGGAGAGAAUCCUCCAGACGGUUUCAUGUGCCCUGGUGGGUGGAAAGUUCUUGUCGACUACUACAAUAGCUUGCAAUCUGAAGAAGCGGUUCCGGCUCCUGUAUGAGACAAGCUGCUGUUUGGCUAUGAAAUUAUUCAAUGGCCCAUGAUUCACACAUCAUUUGAGCUUUUCCUUAUUUUUUAGUUCUUUUAGGUUGAUAGUUGAUUGAUGUGAUCACAUCUUUCGCAUUGUUCAUUUUUCAACACAUGAGAUUGUGAAAGCUUGACAAACCGCAUUAUUAUUGUUCUGUAAUCGAGCCAGUUCUCUUAUGCAAUAAAAGAUGAAUCUCUUUACA
Phragmites australis (common reed) is the source of this 1750-nucleotide messenger RNA. Its product is annotated as ATP sulfurylase 2-like. Gene Ontology annotation, molecular function: sulfate adenylyltransferase (ATP) activity; adenylylsulfate kinase activity. The coding region runs from base 106 to 1521 and encodes 471 amino acids. The record is from RefSeq and is a predicted model, not a curated record. The transcript is spliced from 5 exons. NCBI's taxonomy places the organism in Eukaryota, Viridiplantae, Streptophyta, Magnoliopsida, Poales, Poaceae. Gene Ontology annotation, biological process: sulfate assimilation.